This is a messenger RNA of Dujonia railenensis, 1746 nucleotides long. NCBI's taxonomy places the organism in Eukaryota, Fungi, Ascomycota, Pichiomycetes, Serinales, Debaryomycetaceae. The record is from the annotation of a GenBank genome assembly.
AUGAGAGGCUUGGAAAUACACUCUUCUCCAGACAAGAAGAAAUACGUUAUCGGGGGUGCAAUCGCCUUCGUGAUUCUUGUUAUUGCUGCCCCCUUUCUUUCUUCAACUUAUUCUUACUUGAAGAUCGCCACGAGCAGUAUUGACGAAAGUAUUUGUCCUGUUUAUGACUUCAAACGUCCUGCAUCCUUCUUAAUUGAUAACUCUACUGCUGUUGAAAUUAUAAAUGAUGAAAAGUUUAGAUUGAAGUCUGUCCAAAAGGUUUCAGGUGCCGUCCGGAUUGACACUACUGUUUUCGAUAACCAACCAGAUGUCGAUGAUGAUCCAAAGCUUUGGGCCAACUUUGCCAAAUUCCAUAAAUACUUGGAAUUGACCUUCCCUACCGUAUAUGCCUUGUUAGAGGUUAACUACGUGAACACUUACGGUAUUGUUUUCCACUGGAAAGGUUCGGAUAAGCACUUAAAGCCCUUGAUGCUUGCCGCUCAUCAGGAUGUAGUUCCUGUGCAGAAGGACACCUUAGAUGCUUGGACCUACCCACCUUUUGAAGGUCACUACGAUGGUGAGUAUCUCUAUGGUAGAGGUUCUUCUGACUGUAAGAACGUGUUGAUCGCUAUUUUAGAGAGUUUUGAGUUAUUGAUCUCCAAGGGUUAUGAACCAAAAAGAAGUAUCGUGGCAGCCUUUGGGUUCGAUGAAGAGGCUUCUGGGAUCGUUGGGGCUCAAAAUAUUGCCAAGUACUUAGAAAAGACCUUUGGCAAAGAGUCAAUGUAUGCCAUUAUUGAUGAAGGUCAAGGUUUGACCACAGACGCCAACACCAACCAGGUCAUUGCCAUCCCAGGUACUGGUGAAAAGGGGUAUGUGGACAUUCUUGUUGAAUUAACUACACCAGGUGGACAUUCAUCUGUUCCCCCAGACCACACUCUGAUUGGUAUCGUUUCUGAAUUGGCUUACUUGAUAGAAAAAGAUCCAUAUAACUCCAUCUUGACUGAAAAGAACCCAUACUUGAACUACUUACAGUGUGGUGCUGUUCACCAGGGCAAGAAGGGAGGACUCUCUUCAUUCAUGAAGAAGGCUAUUUUGAGAGCUGGUUUUGAUAAAUAUGCCAACUCCAAAGUUUUAGAGUUACUUAGAGCUAAUUUACUCACCAAGUACCUUGUCACAACUUCACAAGCUAUUGACAUCGUUAAGGGUGGAGAAAAAGUCAAUGCCUUGCCAGAGUACACCAAGAUGGUGGUGAACCAUAGAGUUGCCAUUGAGACAACUUUAGAUGAAGUUAGAAGCAAUUUCAUUGAGAGAGCAAAGAUUUUGGCUAACAAGUAUGGAUUAGAUUUAGAAGGUUUUGGUGAAGCCAUUAUCGAUAACAAAUCAUCAAAGGGAAAAUUCGUUAUUCUGAAUUUCAGCAGCCCAUUGAAGUCUGCUCCAGUGACUCCAGUAGACGAUAAAGUUUGGGAAUACCUUGCUGGAACUACCAGACACGUUUUCGAAGACUUGGUUUUCACCAAGGGUAACAAAUUGGACUACCCCAUUGUCACCGCUCCAAGUAUCAUGACCGGCAACACUGAUACCAGAUACUACUGGAACUUGACCAAGAAUAUUUUCAGAUAUUCCCCCAUGUAUCUUGAUGAUUUUGUUAAGGGAACUAACAUCCACAGUGUAGAUGAGAAAUUAAAGUUCGACAAUCACUUGCAAUUGUUGACAUUUUUCUAUGAAUUCAUUCAAAAUGUGGACACUGCCGAGGCUAAUAACAAAUAG